CUAUGCUCCACGACAGCAUGCAGAGGCAGGCCACGAGCGCGACGUCCGUGGCCAGUGCUACCACUUCAGCCCUGCCUACACAAGCUGACACGUUGCGCGGUCGGCUGAUACCCAGAACAGGAUGGAUGAAGAGAAUACCGUCGAGAGUAGACUUCCUCACUCCUCCGACUCCUCCCGCCGAUCAUUGUCCCGCCUAUCACACCAACGAGACCUCAGCAUGCACAGCGCAGCAUUCAACAGCCAACAGCCCGCGCGAGCGGACUCUGAUUCCAUUCCAUGCCCGUGGACCAGCACCCAUCCAUCAUGCGUGUGAAUCUGCCGCUGCCGCUGAAUGUAUACGGCGCUCCAAAUACAGCACAGCUUGCUUACUACUCGUGCAGUGCGCGACCGCCGACCGCCAACCGCCAACCCCCAGCGUUGCUUGUCAAUCCUUCGUUCGCCGGCUUUGACCGAGCACAGGCCAGGCCCUCGAUACGCCAACGCCUCUCUAACACCAACCUUAUUUCACCGAUCACCUGCGUUCUACCUCUCCCGUGAACCAUCUCCCUUUCUACCACAACUACACCUGCCGAUUGUGUCGUUUUGAGGAGAUGUAGCAGCCUCCUUCCUUUCACUCCUUACAAUGCAGCACCAGUGAACCAGAACCAGCAUCCCAAGACUUGAGCACAAAUGCCUUCGUCAGCUGUCGAACGAACGCGCUUCACCACCUGGACUGAUUGGAAUCAUCAGCCGGGUCUAUGGAUCGUUACCGUGCUCUCGCUCAGCUAUGCUUCGCUCACCUUGAUCGUUCGACAUCUCAUAAGGAGGAAGUUUACCAGCACUGAUGCCAUUCUUUGCGCUGCUUACGUCUUUGGAGCCAUUAGCUAUGCUCUUAUGUUUGCAGCCCUACAACAAGGGGCUGGCAAGGCUCCAACGCGACUGACAGCCGAUGCAUAUGCCGACUCCUCGAACCUGCUCUACACGAGUAUCAUAUUCCUCCUUCUCGCAUGCGGCACAGCAUCGUGUGCAUCACUGGGCCAGCUGGAAGAGAUUAUUAUCGGCCGCAAAGACAAGAGAAUAUGCUGGACAAGCAUGGCAUUUUGCGCCUGCUCGACUAUCGCAAACCCUAUCAUCGUCUCCGCCGGAUGUUCCAGCACUCGAAGCUUGGAUGUUCACCCCGCCGGAUGCUCUGCGCUCGUCUCUCGCUGGAGCGCUACAAUCGUCCUCAUCAUCAUCAACCUGCUGCUUCCUGCUCUGCUCCCGUUCUACCUCUUCAGAAAGCUGCAUACGAAAGUUAAUCGCAAAGUCAGUAUCUACGUCGCAUUCGCCUUCCCGCUCGUCAACAUCCCGGUCGCCGCCGUGGCUCUGCGGCUGUACGUUCGAUUCAACCAAGUAGGAAGUGAUGGCACGGGCAUCGUCAACUUCCUGUGCGCUUUGGAAGUCCUCCUCGGAUGGAGUCUCAUUUGCGUGACUAUCCCAAUCGGCCGCCCCAUGGCUCUACGAUUUCACACCAACGGCACCCUCAUACUCAGCGAGUACGGCAGUAAUGUCACACCAGGUCGAAAUACGAAGACCAUUUCCGAACCGCCGAGCAAGCGUGCAGCGUCUGUGCCUUACGACAACGACUUUCAUAUAGAUCGAUUCAUGCAUUCGUCUUCGGCUAGAAGGAGUUCGAGCGUGGCGCCUGAUCCGGAGACUAUGCGUGGCAUUCGCAAGACGGUCACGAUGGAGGUGGAGAAUCAUGAUCCGAUAUCUUUUAUCAUGAAGGAACAAGCCUAGUGUCUUGGGAUUGCGAACCACAGUCUUUAUUCAAAGCAUCAAUCAUACCGGUUGACGACGUGCGACAGGAGUCGGGGACCGAGGAGAACUGCGCGUCGUGAAUCAGCACGAUCCAAGUUUCUGGCCCAUCGAUCUCAUCAGCCUCAGACCUCUCGCAGAGCCAAAAGGAGGAGGCCCUGCCGCGAAGCCAUGAUGGCCCACACAUCGCUGUUGAAAGCUCAGAUCUCACCGGGGUAGAGCGCAUGGUCGAUUGUGUAUGGAAAAGUGUGGAGAACCAGCUGCAGAAUGGGACAGACACCAUUGCAAUUUCCAUUCGAUAUACACCCACAUCUCACAGUCAAGACGAGCAGUAGGAGAAGGCAGACCUGCGCAGCGGCGACUUAGAGGCUGACAGCGACGUCUGGGCUGCCACCAGGCUACGAAUUUGUGCCAAACUUCAUUGGAGACAAGAGGCAUGAUAGAGCAAUCACGCCCAUAAGGGAAUCCGAAUCCCGCAUUCUCUCCACAACUGACGGCUUGGGUGUGACUUUGUUAAGGCUUUGUGAAUAGUCUUCUCUAAGCUAGAGCCUCUCUAAAAUUCUACCUUCUAAUAUUCU
Molecule: messenger RNA, 2354 nt
Organism: Pseudocercospora fijiensis CIRAD86
Lineage: Eukaryota; Fungi; Ascomycota; Dothideomycetes; Mycosphaerellales; Mycosphaerellaceae
Exons: 2
Coding region: 670-1758 (362 amino acids)
Source: RefSeq, a predicted model, not a curated record